Molecule: messenger RNA, 1368 nt
Organism: Pelecanus crispus (Dalmatian pelican)
Lineage: Eukaryota; Metazoa; Chordata; Aves; Pelecaniformes; Pelecanidae
Source: RefSeq, a predicted model, not a curated record
AUGGCGCUACUGCCACAUGAAAAUGGAGGGGAGAAGUACAAAGAUGUGGAGCCAACUCUGAAGAUCAAAGAGGUGGACGGCUUGGAGCUGGUGAAGAAGUUCUCAGAGCAGAUGGAAAGCAUGCUCCGCAGGAAGGUUGAAGCUGUUGAGAGGUUGGUGGAAGCAGCAGAAGAUGCAGAUCUGAACCAUGAGUACAACUCCUCACUGGAGUUUGAUUACUACAACUCUCUCCUGAUUAAUGAGAAGGAUGAAAAUGACAAUUAUGUGGAGCUUGGAGAUGAAUUCAUUUUGGAGCCAAAUGAGCAUUUCAAUAACCUGCUGGUGAACACAACAUACAGUGAUAUCCAGCUCCCCACAAAUGUCUACAACAAAGACCCUGACAUCCUGAAUGGUGUUUACAUGUCAGAAGCCUUGAAUCCUAUUUUUGUGGACAAUUUUGAAAGGGAUCCCACGCUGACCUGGCAGUACUUUGGCAGCUCCACUGGAUUCUUCAGGCUCUACCCGGGAAUAAAGUGGUUACCAGAUGAGAAUGGAGUCAUCUCCUUCGACUGCAGGAAUCGUGGCUGGUACAUCCAAGCGGCCACCUCUCCCAAGGACAUUGUCAUCAUUGUGGAUGUCAGUGGGAGCAUGAAGGGCCUGCGGAUGACCAUUGCCAAACACACCAUCAUCACCAUUUUAGAUACUCUGGGAGAAAAUGACUUUGUCAACAUCAUUGCAUACAAUGAUUAUGUUCAUUUUAUCGAACCCUGUUUUAAGGGUAUACUGGUCCAAGCAGAUAGAGAUAACAGAGAGCACUUCAAGCAGCUGGUGGAUGAACUGCAGGCAAAAGGAGUGGGGACUGUGAACAAGGCUUUGACAGAGUCCUUCAAAAUCCUGAGGGAGUUCAGAGAUGCCGGUCAAGGAGGCUUGUGUAACCAAGCUAUCAUGCUGAUCACAGAUGGAGCAGUGGAGGAUUAUGAAGCUGUGUUUGAAAAAUACAACUGGCCAGAUCGGAAGGUCCGGGUUUUCACUUACCUCAUUGGACGGGAGGUCACUUUUGCCCCCAAUGUGAAAUGGAUCGCCUGUAACAACAAAGGCUACUACACUCAGAUCUCCACGCUGGCAGAUGUCCAGGAGAACGUGAUGGAGUACCUGCAUGUGCUCAGCCGUCCCAUGGUCAUCAACCAUGACCAUGAUAUUAUUUGGACUGAAGCCUACAUGGACAGUGCGCUCUUUGCAUCUCAAGCUCAAAGUCUGUUGCUCAUGACAACAGUGGCUAUGCCAGUCUUCAGCAAAAAGAACGAGACGCGAUCUCAUGGCAUUCUCCUUGGUGUGGUGGGCUCUGAUGUACCACUGAGGGAGUUGUUAAAACUUGCUCCACGGUAUAAG